This is a messenger RNA of Nycticebus coucang (slow loris), 1830 nucleotides long. RefSeq names its product glomulin-like. Gene Ontology annotation, molecular function: ubiquitin-protein transferase inhibitor activity. NCBI's taxonomy places the organism in Eukaryota, Metazoa, Chordata, Mammalia, Primates, Lorisidae. The record is from RefSeq and is a predicted model, not a curated record. Gene Ontology annotation, cellular component: cytoplasm.
AUGGCUGUGGAAGAACUUCAAUCCAUAAUAAGGAGAUGUCAAAUCCUAGGAGAGCAAAACUUUAAAGAUGAUGAUUUUGGCCUAUUUCAGUUAGCUGGCCAAAGAUGCAUAGAGGAAGGGUAUACAGAGCAACUAUUAGAAAUUAUGCAAAAUGAAGAGAAUAAGGUUGUCGUCAAGCAUAUGGGCUGGAAUCUGGUUGGUCCUGUUGUUCGCUGUCUUUUAAGGAAUGAUAAAAAAGAUGAUGAGAGAAAAGUUUAUUUGUUGAUGCUUGAUUUAUUAGUGAAGUUAUGUAAUCCAAAAGAAUUAUUGUUGGGUUUGCUUGAACUGAUUGAAGAACCCUCUGGAAAACAGAUAUCCCAAAUUAUCCUUCUUUUACUUCAGCCAUUACAAACAGUGAUUCAGAAACUUCAUAACGACAAGGCAUGUUCGGUUGGACUAGCACUGUCCACCCUCUGGAGGCAGCUGCGUCUUCUUCCCGUUCCAUAUUUAAAGGAACAUGCACAAACAGAUGACUAUGGGCUUUGUCAGGGUUGCACGGCCUUAAUAGAGUUCACAAAGCCUUUUGUGGAAGAAGUCGUCCAUGACAAAGAAAACUCACCAGAGAACGAAAAGUUAAAGGAUGAAUUACUGAAAUUCUGUUUCGAAAGUUUGAAAUGCCCUUUGCUGAAAGCACAAUUCCUUGAACAAUCUGAAGCUGGAAAUGAUCCUUUCAGAUGUUUUGCAUCUGAAAUAAUAUGCUUUUUAUCAGCAAUUGGACAUCCUUUCUCCAAAAUGAUUUUUAAUCGUGGAAGGAAAAAGAGGACUUGGGAUUAACUUGAAUUUGAGGAAGAAGAAGACAAGCAAUUAGCAAACUCUAUGGCUUCUCUGGCAUAUCUAGUAUUUGUACAGGGCAUCAGUAGCGACCAGCUUCCAAUGGUCUUAACCCCGUUGUACCUUUUGCAGUUUAAUAUGGGGCAUAUUGAAGUCUUCCUGCAGAGAACAGAAGAGUCUGUUUUCUCCAAAGGAUUGGAUCUACUAGAGAACUGUUUAUUGAGAAUAGAAGACAACAGUCUACUUUACCACUACUUAGAAAUCAAGAGUUUUCUUGCUGUACCUCAGGGUUUAGUUAAAGUAAUGACAGUUUGCCCCAUUGAGACAUUGAGGAAAAAGAGUUUAGCUAUGCUGCAGCUAUACAUUAACAAGUUGGAUUCACAAGGCAAAUAUACAUUAUUUAGGUGCUUAUUGAAUACAAGUAAUCACUCAGGUGUCGAGGCCUUUAUUAUUCAAAAUAUCAAAAAUCAAAUUGACAUAUCAUUAAAGAGAACAUGUAACAACAAAUGGUUUACAGGACCACAGCUGAUUUCCCUUCUAGAUAUGGUACUCUUUCUCCCACAGGGUGCUGAAACAGAUUUAUUGCAAAACUCAGAUAGGAUUAUGGCUUCAUUAAAUUUAUUGAGGUACUUGGUUAUCAGAGAUAAUGAAAAUGACAAUCAAACCGGAUUAUGGACAGAACUCGGGAAGAUUGAGAAUAAUUUCCUAAAGCCUCUCCAUACAGGACUUAAUAUGUCAAAAGCACAUUAUGAAGCAGAAAUUAAAAACAGCCAAGAAAAGAGCCAAGAAGUCCAGAAGUCUAAAGAUCUUUGUUCUAUAACCAUAGGUGGAGAGGAUCUCCCUAAGAUGCCUCCUGAAAUGCAACUUAAGGUCCUAUAUUCAGCUCUUUUCACAUUUGAUUUGAUCGAAAGCGUUCUGGCACGAGUAGAAGAACUCAUUGAAGUAAAAACAAAGGCUACCUCUGAAGAAAACAUUGGGAUAAAGUGAAAGUUUUGCUUCCUAAGUAAAAACUAAUAAAAU